This is a messenger RNA of Drosophila innubila, 1185 nucleotides long. RefSeq names its product trypsin beta-like. Bases 10 to 1146 code for a protein of 378 amino acids. NCBI's taxonomy places the organism in Eukaryota, Metazoa, Arthropoda, Insecta, Diptera, Drosophilidae. Gene Ontology annotation, molecular function: serine-type endopeptidase activity. The record is from RefSeq and is a predicted model, not a curated record. Gene Ontology annotation, biological process: proteolysis. The transcript has 2 exons.
UUUUGCAAUAUGUUCAAGUUCGUGAUCGUAUUGUCGGUUGUUUCCUGCGCCUUUGGUGCUGCAGUUCCCGAGGGACUUCUUCCCCAGUUGGCUGGACGCAUCGUUGGAGGCACUGCCACCACUAUUGGUAGCUUCCCCUGGCAAGUCUCCCUCCAGCGUAAUGGUUCUCACUCUUGCGGUGGUUCUAUAUACUCCUCCAACAUCAUCGUGACUGCGGCUCGCUGUCUGCAGUCUGUGACCACCGCCAACUUAAAGGUUCGCGCCGGAUCCAGUUACUGGAACUCUGGCGGAGUUCUGCUGCAGGUUGCCGCUUUCAGAAUUCACGAGGGCUACAACGCUAACACCAUGGAAAACGAAAUUGCCAUCGUCCGCCUUAGUUCUUCCCUGUCCUUCAGCUCCAAUAUCAAGGCUAUCGAUCUAGCUAGCUCUGCUCCUGCUAACGGAGCUUCCGCUGAAGUCUCUGGCUGGGGUACUGAAUAUUAUGGAUCCAGCUCUAUUCCCUCACAGCUGCAGUACGUCGAUGUUACCAUUGUGAGCCCAUCCGCAUGUGCUGCCUCCAGCUACGGCUACGGUAGCCAGAUCAAGAGCACCAUGAUUUGCGCUGCUGACAGCGGCAAGGAUUCCUGCCAAGGUGAUUACGGUGGUCCAUUGGUUUCUGGAGGUGUGCUCGUCGCUACCUUCAGGAACCACGAGGGUUACAACGCCAACACCAUGGUCAACGACAUUGCCGUCAUCCGUCUGAGCGGCAGCCUGGGAAUGAGCUCCACCAUCAAGGCUAUCGGUCUGGCCACUUAUGCUCCCGCCAACGGCGCUGCUGCCUCCGUCUCUGGAUGGGGUACUCAGUCCUCUGGCUCGAGCUCCAUCCCCACCCAGCUGCAGUACGUCAACGUGAAAAUUGUUAGCCAAGUCCAGUGUGCAUCUUCCAGCUACAGCUAUGGUAGCCAAAUCAGGAGCACCAUGAUCUGCGCUGCUGCUCCCGGCAAGGAUGCCUGCCAAGGCGAUUCCGGUGGCCCAUUGGUGUCUGGUGGUACCCUCGCUGGUGUUGUCUCUUGGGGCUAUGGCUGCGCCGCUUCCAACUACCCAGGUGUCUACGCCGAUGUUGCUGUCCUCCGCAACUGGGUGGUCAGCGUCGCCAACAGUAUCUAAGAACAUUUGCAAAUAAAAGAAAGCACACAACGAUAUAAA